Lathyrus sativus (Indian pea) is the source of this 852-nucleotide messenger RNA. NCBI's taxonomy places the organism in Eukaryota, Viridiplantae, Streptophyta, Magnoliopsida, Fabales, Fabaceae. The record is from the annotation of a GenBank genome assembly.
AUGCCAGGGAAACCUGAAACUGAUGAAUGUGGAGUAAAGCAUAGUGAGCAUGUUCAGUUUUCAUCUUCCAUUUAUUCUCAUCAACCUUGGUGGCUUGAAAAUGCCUCCAAAUCAUCUUUACUUGAUCAGCUCAAUGGUUCAAUCAUGAAUGGUGUCACAAAUUCAGAAGCCUUGGUUUCUCCUUCAGGCGAGGACAUUGCGAAGGAGCUUCGAAACAUCAAACAUGUCCAGUCCUCAAAUCCAUUUACCAUGGACAAACACCUUGAUCCAAAUUCGCAGACAGAACUUGUUCAUCAUUCAACUGUUUUGACAUCUCCUUAUUCAAAUCUACAAUUUGGUCAAUUCUUGACUACUUAUGGACAACCAGCAAUGAUGAACCCUCAGCUAUACAACAUGCAUCAUGCUAGAGUGCUUUUGCCACUUGAAAUGGAAGAAGAACCUGUUUAUGUCAAUGCAAAGCAGUAUCAUGGUAUUUUGAGGCGAAGACAGUCGCGCGCCAAGGCCGAGCUUGAAAAAAAAGUUAUUAAAGUCAGAAAGCCGUAUCUUCAUGAAUCCCGUCACCUACAUGCUUUGAGAAGGGCAAGGGGGAACGGCGGUCGCUUUCUCAAUACAAAGAAGCUCGAACAUAACGAUUCUAAUGCUAAUUCCGCUCUAGAAAAAGGAAACAAUCCUGAUGCAACAUUGGUUACCAACAAAGAGAAUCAAGGCUUGGAAAAUGCGUCACAGUCUGUGCACAAAAUGCAAGGUUUUGACACCGGUUACCGUGAUGGAAAUGGCUUUACAGAACUAUGUCAUUCACAGGCAAAUGGUGAAGAUGAAGGGUUUUGCUUCAUCCAACUUAUGAUGCUGUAA